AGAUAUAUCUGUACUAUAAUAUGACUAUUUCUUGUUAUUUUUUGACUGGGUUUAUUAUUUUAUCAUUAGUAUUUAGUUCUGUGGCGCCAAUCUCAAAAACAGAGUUCCGUCUAUGCUGUCAAGUUGGAACCAAAUCUGAAAACUGUACAUCGUAUUCCGAACAUCGAGACCUUAUCGGUGUGGCUUGUUGUGGCAGCCACGUAUACAAUACAUCGAGUCAAUUGUGUUGCGAUGAAAACGUACACAAUCGGGACAGAGGCGGUGUCAUGGCUCAUUCGUGUUGCGAUACACAACCUCUUCGCCUCGAUCAAACUUGUUGUGGAGGGGUGAUUCAUAACAUAAUUGGAGGUGAUUGCUGCGGUAAGGAUGUCUAUUUCCAAAAGGAUACAACUUUCUUGUGUUGUGAUCGGACAUUAUCUGUAAAAUCCACACCAGAUGAUAUUUGCUGCGGAAAUGCCACGUAUGACGGUGGAGUUCAGCAAAUUUGCUGCGGAAAUUCUGUAUUUGACUCUACGGAAUUCAAUUCCUGUUGCCAACUAAACAAUGGAACAUCAUCCCGUCCGUAUCACUCUUCAACUCAUGUUUGCUGUGACGGUCCACUAGAAAAGGCAUCGACUGUCCGAGCAUGUUGUUAUCUUCGAAGAGAAAAUGGCAAAUUUAUCGAUACGCAAUACGACAAAACCAAACAAUGUUGCAAGUAUCCGUACGAUAAAAUCUACUCAAUGGGAAAGAAUAAAAAUUGUUAAAUUUUUAAAAUAUCUUUAUUUGAAAAUUGGAAAAUAAAAAGGAUUUAUUAAU
Molecule: messenger RNA, 798 nt
Organism: Caenorhabditis elegans
Lineage: Eukaryota; Metazoa; Nematoda; Chromadorea; Rhabditida; Rhabditidae
Gene: R12E2.8
Product: Galaxin-like repeats domain-containing protein
Exons: 6
Coding region: 21-746 (241 amino acids)
Source: RefSeq, marked reviewed